AUGAUGAAAUGUCCUUGUUUACGUAAACAAAAGGGUUAUGUGUGCAGGUUAGGGUUGUAGUGGUUUCACUGCAUUUGGAGAGCUGUGAAAAUGUGCACUUCCUCACUAGCUAAUCCACUGUCGGAGUUCGGGUCUUUGCAGGGGUCACCGAGCCGGGCUGGCGCGGUAGGUGGUGCUUCGGGUUUGUAGACUAAUGGUGGGGACUUCGGUCCUCACUUGGGUCAUCACGACUAUUUUGCUCCUUGCUACUACAAUAUUUGACUGUUUCUUUGGGUCACGGGCCCAGACCUCAGGAGGAAGAGGCGGGACCAGGCCUGGUUCGGACAUUCUGGGUGUCCGGGGGUCGCAGAGGAGUGUAUUGGCCCCGGGCGGUGUUUCCUGCAGGGGCGAGGCCAGGUGCCACUCUGCCCCGUCUGGGGCGGAGCCGCGCCUGCGCGUGCGCAGAGCGCGGCGCGCGGCGUCCGGCGGUCAGUCGGCCGGGCAUGGCGGUGUGCGCUCGCCUCUGUGGCGUGGGCCCGUCGCGCGGAUGCCGGCGCCGCCAGCAGCGCCGGGAUCCGGCCGAGACGGCGCCAGCCGACAGCGAGCCGGACACGGACCCCGAAGAGGAGCGCAUCGAGGCGGCCGAGGCGACGCAGGCCGGGGCGGGGGGCGGCCCGUGCGCGGGCCCCUCGCCGUCGCCCCCGCGCUGCUCGCUGCUGGAGCUGCCGCCCGAGCUGCUGGUGGAGAUCUUCGCUUCGCUGCCCGGCACCGACCUGCCCAGCCUGGCCCAGGUCUGCACCAAGUUCCGGCGCAUCCUCCACACCGACACCAUCUGGAGGAGGCGCUGCCGGGAGGAGUACGGUGUUUGUGAAAACUUACGGAAACUGGAGAUCACAGGCGUGUCUUGCCGGGACGUCUAUGCGAAGCGUAUAAACCCUCGCGUGAAGUCGGGACGUUUUGUGAGACUCCUCCCUGACUAUGAGCACAUGGAGUACAGAGAUGUGUACACCUGCCUGCUGCACCGGUACAGACAUAUUCUGGGAUUGUGGCAGCCGGACAUUGGGCCUUAUGGAGGACUGCUGAACGUGGUGGUGGAUGGCCUGUUCAUCAUCGGCUGGAUGUACCUGCCCCCCCACGACCCACACGUGGAUGACCCCAUGAGAUUCAAGCCUCUCUUCAGAAUCCACUUGCUGGAGCGGAAGUCUGCCACAGUGGAGUGCAUGUAUGGCCACAAAGGGCCCCACAACGGCCACAUCCAGAUUGUGAAGAAGGACGAGUUCUCCACCAAGUGCAACCAGACGGACCACCACAGGAUGUCUGGUGGGAGGCAGGAGGAAUUCCGGACGUGGCUGCGAGAGGAAUGGGGGCGCACACUGGAGGACAUCUUCCACGAGCACAUGCAGGAGCUGAUCCUGAUGAAGUUCAUCUACACCAGCCAGUACGACAACUGCCUGACCUACCGCCGCAUCUACCUGCCGCCCCCCGGACCUGACGACCUCAUCAAGCCUGGCCUCUUCAAGGGUACCUACGGCAGCCACGGUCUGGAGAUUGUCAUGCUCAGCUUCCACGGCUGGCGUGCCAGGGGCACCAAGAUCACAGGGGACCCUAACAUCCCCGCUGGGCAGCAGACGGUGGAGAUCGACCUGAGGCACCGGAUCCAGCUGCCUGAAGCCGAGAGUCUGCGGGACUUCAAUGAGCUCUCACGCAUCGUCCUGGAGGUCCGCGAGCGGUUGCGCCAGGAACAGCAGGAGGAUGGGCGAGAGGCAGGCGGGAGCCGGGGCCAGCAGGGCUCCAGGGAGUUCCAGCCACCCAGCAGGGGGCUGGGUGGGGUACCUGCCGAGGACAGUGGGAAGUCUGCGGACGUGGCAGCUGCCGCUGAGCAACCUGUCCAGUCUGGGCCAGGGCAGCCAUUUGUGCUGCCGGCCGGUGUGAGCUCCAGGAAUGAGGACUAUCCCCGCACCUGCAGGAUGUGCUUCUAUGGCACCGGCCUCAUCGCUGGCCACGGCUUCACCAGUCCCGAGCGCACCCCCGGGGUCUUCAUCCUCUUUGAUGAGGACCGCUUCGGCUUCCUCUGGCUGGAGCUAAAAUCCUUCAGCCUGUACAGUCGGGUCCAGGUGACCUUCCGGAACGCGGACGCACCCUCCCCCCAGGCCUUUGAUGAGAUGCUCAAGAACCUUCAGGCCCUCACCUCCUGACCCACCCUGUGCGGCUUUGGGCUCUGACCUGUGAAUGAAGCAGCAUGCACUUCCCGAGUCCCGCUUCUCAGCAGGACGCACGCCUUCUCCCGGGGCCCACCCCAGCCACCCGGACACUUUACACAGAGCGCGUGACAGAGACAUUUUUGUCAGAACCGCGAUGGGAAAGCUGAGCAUGUCUUACUAAAACAAACAAACAGAAAAAAAACAAAGAUGAGCCAGAAUAACAGGGAUCCAGAGGGACAGCUGCAGGCACUGACGGCUGAGGUGUCCUCAGCUCUCCAGCGGUUUCCAGGGAAAAACAUGAUCUUCCUUCAAAGAGCCCUUUUCCUGACAAUGGCUAAAGUGAGUUGUGUGGGCACGUGUUGCCCCGCCCUGUCCCCUUUGGAUGGAGCCAGCAGAAGUGACCCUUCUGGUCAGGACAAGGGUGGUCAGGACAAGGGUGAAUGGUUCAGCCUGGGGAGGUGGCCUGGGACAGUGCUGAGCAGGGGAUCCCAGAAGAUGGUGGAGGAGCAGGCUGGGGUUGGGCCCCAAGAUUGAACUCCACUUCUCUGCUGACCCGCUUCCAUCUGGGCAAAAGCAUUUCACCCUAACCCCAGUUUCCCUGUCAGUGAGAUGGAGUUGGCGACAUGGGUCACUAGCGUCUGUCACUGCACAGGCAGACCUGUGUGCCUGCCCCAUCAGGCUCUCUGCUUAAAACCAAGCAGGGAGUGGCCACUUGACGGCCCCUAGUGGCCUGUUCCAUAUAGGACAUUUGCCUUGUCCUUUCUUUCUUCCUGACACAGGCUGCAGUGUCAGGACACAAGUCUGCUGGGGCGCGGGUCUGCAGGGUCCCUGCAUCUGUGUUAUCUGAGUGCAUCACAGGUGCAAUUCUUGGAAGCGUUAAUGUGCCAGAAAUGGCCACACCAGAUGUGGAAGCCCCUUUGCAGGCGAGAGGGCAGCUUUCUUGAAGAGCCGUGCCUGCAUGGGGGACACACAUUGGAAGCUGGGCCUGUUGGGACCCUCCAGCUCAGAUACCCUGGGUGCUCCUGCUGCUGACACCUGCCCCUUGUAACACCUGCAUUUGGGGACCCUGCCAGGGAUUUUAGUGAUGCCAGUGUCAGCUGAAGAGCAGUGACCAGGGGGUGUGGAGCUGGCUGCAACCCCAUGUGGACUCCUGGGCGUGCUUCCCUCUGCCGCUCCUCCUGGGCUGGGUGCCCUGGACUCGAGGGAUCCCCCAGAAGUGACAGUCUCGUGGUGCCUUUGUACAGAAACCGGCCUAAGGAUGUCCCAUGAAGUGUUUUCCUGAUUAAUCUCUCCCUGACUGGCCUUUUAAAAUAAAAGUUCCCAUUGCCCUAG
Molecule: messenger RNA, 3512 nt
Organism: Nycticebus coucang (slow loris)
Lineage: Eukaryota; Metazoa; Chordata; Mammalia; Primates; Lorisidae
Gene: FBXO31
Product: F-box protein 31
Exons: 10
Coding region: 483-2174 (563 amino acids)
Molecular function (GO): protein binding
Source: RefSeq, a predicted model, not a curated record